Messenger RNA from Aspergillus japonicus CBS 114.51, 11760 nucleotides. Its product is annotated as polyketide synthase A. Gene Ontology annotation, biological process: fatty acid biosynthetic process; secondary metabolite biosynthetic process. The record is from RefSeq and is a predicted model, not a curated record. The transcript has 2 exons. Lineage: Eukaryota; Fungi; Ascomycota; Eurotiomycetes; Eurotiales; Aspergillaceae. The coding region runs from base 1 to 11760 and encodes 3919 amino acids. Gene Ontology annotation, molecular function: 3-oxoacyl-[acyl-carrier-protein] synthase activity; S-adenosylmethionine-dependent methyltransferase activity; fatty acid synthase activity.
AUGAAAGAACCGAUUGCAAUUGUGGGUAGUUCCUGCCGGUUCCCAGGCGGUGUGACCUCUACGGCCGAACUCUGGGAGCUUCUCUACAAUCCACGCGAUGUUUUGACCGACAUCCCUUCCCAUAAACUCAACCUCUCCGGCUUCUAUCAUCCUAACCCUGAUCACCUUGGCUGCACAAACGUCCCAAACAGAGCCUACCUCCUGCACACCGAUCAUCGUCACUUCGAUGCUGCCUUCUUCGGAAUUUCUCCUGCCGAAGCUGAGUGCAUGGAUCCCCAGCAACGGUUGUUGCUGGAAACAACAUACGAAGCCCUGGAGGCUGCAGGAUAUACCCUUCAGCAAAUGCAAGGAUCCUCGACUGCGGUGUUUGUCGGCGCCAUGACUUCAGACUAUCAUGACAUCCAAAUGCGUGAUCUAGAUUCUGCUGGGAGGUGGGAUGCGACCGGAACUGCCCCUAGUCUGUUGUCAAAUCGAUUAUCGUAUUUCUUUGACCUGAAAGGCCCUUCGAUCACAGUCAACACCGCGUGCUCGAGCUCUUUAGUCGCGUUACACUAUGCUGUCCAGAGUCUAAGGAACCAGGAAGCGGAGCUAGCCAUUGUUGCAGGAGUCAAUUUGAUCCUGGACGCGGGAACAUAUGUCAGCGAAUCGAAACUACAUAUGUUGUCACCUACAUCCAGGUGUCGAAUGUGGGAUGAAGCGGCCGAUGGCUACGCCCGAGGAGAGGGAUGUGCAUCUGUCAUUUUGAAACCGUUAAACCACGCGAUAGCCGACAGCGAUAAUAUAGAAGGCAUCGUCAGAGAGACAUUAAUCAACUCAGACGGCCGCUCGCCUGGAAUUACGAUGCCGAGUGUUGAGGCUCAGGCAAAUCUGAUUCGACAAACAUACUUGAACACUGGUCUCGAUCCCGUCAGAGAUCGGUGCCAGCUUUUCGAAUGCCAUGGAACGGGCACGCCCGCAGGAGAUCCCGUUGAAGCCCAAGCAAUCCAAACAGUUUUCUUCCCAAAGCACUCCACGUUCAACGCAGCCGACAAGCUUCAUGCAGGGUCCAUCAAAACACUUGUGGGGCAUUUGGAAGGUUGUGCUGGCCUCGCAGGACUGCUAAAAGCAGUUGAAUGUUUAAAAAACCGUAUGGUUACUGCGAAUUUGCUUUUCGAUAAACUCAAUCCAAGGAUCGAACCAUUCUACGACCAUUUAGAAGUUCCAACUCGAAAUCUCAGAUGGCCUUCUCUAGUCCCAAACAACCCACUGCGUGCCAGUGUGAAUUCGUUUGGAUUCGGUGGAACUAAUGCGCACGCCAUCAUUGAGAAUUAUACACCUCGCACAGAAUUUUGUCAACAGAGGGGCGAUGAGCUUGAAAGAGCUAAUCGAGACCUACUCGUAGGUCUGUUUGUGUUCUCUGCCAAUACCCGGUUCUCAUUAAUGCAAAAUCUUCAGCACACGGCGAACUAUGUCAGAAGCCACCCCUCGACAAAUUUGAACGACUUAGCAUGGGUGCUAAGUAGCAAAAGAACAUUUCUUCCCUUGAGAACAUCGUUCUCUGCGAAUAGCCGCGAUGAGCUUUUGGGCAUGAUUGAGAGAACCGUUCAAAUGGAAGAAUCGGACCUUGAAGCUGAUCUCAAUCGCUCGGCACGAAAGACCCCGAACGAAAAAAGUGCUAUUCUUGGUGUUUUUACUGGUCAAGGUGCACAAUGGGCAGCUAUGGGCCGUGAUCUGAUCCAGUCAUGCCCCAUAUUCCGAGACUCAAUUGAAAAGUGUCAGCGAGCACUAGAGGGUCUGCCGGAUGGACCUUCAUGGUCGCUGCAGAAUGAACUUACGGCAGACGAACCAUUUUCGAAGGUUGCCGAAGCGGAAUUAAGCCAGCCACUGACGACAGCAAUUGAGAUUGCAAUUUGCGAUCUUCUCAGUGCUGCUGGUAUACAGCUUGAUGUUGUUGUGGGCCACUCUUCGGGAGAGAUUGCUGCUACCUAUGCCGCUGGGAUCCUAUCGGCAGAGGACGCCAUCAAGAUCGCCUAUUAUCGUGGUUACCACGCUAGACAGGCUAGCACCAGGUGCUCUUCACGGCCCGGUGCAAUGAUGGCCGUCAGCCUGUCUUAUACCGAGGCGUCACAGUUCUGCACCCAGCCACUGUUUCGGGGAAGAAUCGUUGUUGCUGCCAGUAAUUCACCUACAAGUGUGACCCUUUCAGGUGAUCGCGAUGCCAUUUUCGAAGCUAAACUACAAUUUGACAACAGAAAUACAUUCUCCAGAAUUUUGAGGGUCGAUGUAGCCUAUCAUUCUCACCACAUGCGCGCUUGUGCAGACGCAUACUUGACAUCUUUGAAGGCGUGCAAUAUCCGAGGGCGAUCACCACGGGAAGGAUGCAAUUGGACUUCGAGCGUAAAGGAGAACGAAAUCUCUCUAAAUACUGACAUGUCUGCUCUAUCUGGUCAGUAUUGGGUGGACAACAUGGUGCAGCCCGUGCUCUUCUCGCAGGCGUUGGAACUUUCGUUUCAGAGGACUAGCCUGCCUGACUUGUGCAUUGAGGUUGGACCCCAUCCAGCACUCAAAGCCCCUGUCAUGGAGACGAUUAAAAAGGUUACCGACAAAGAGACUCCAUAUGUAUCGGUGUUGAAACGUGCAGUAGCUGACGUGAAAGCUGCAUCGUUGGCUGUGGGCUUGGUCUGGCAACUUCUGGGACCUCACCGUGUCGACCUUACCGGAUACCGCUCUUCAUUUGAGCUACCGAAACCUAAACUACUUAGAGGACUACCGAACUACUGCUGGGACCACCGAAGAGAACACUGGAGAGAAUCUCGCAUGUCGCGCAAGUACCGGCUUCAGGGGUCGGACUCACAGAAGUCGCUCGGUCGACGGACUUAUGAUUGCCCGUCUCGCGAAAUUCAAUGGAGGAAAAAUUUGCAUUUGGAAGAGAUAAAGUGGCUUCAGGGCUACAGGUACCACGGGGAGCCACUGCUCUCCGCUGGAUUCCUUAUAGCUCGUGCUCUGAAAGCCACAAGCGCUUUCGUCAACCAUAGUCUUCUUUCGCUUGUCGAGAUACGCGAUCUGGAGCUCUCCAUACCCUUAAAGAUGGAAAGACAUGACUCGGAAAUAGAAUGCAUAAGCAGAAUACGAGUCUCCAGUGAAGUGUCCAAGACCUAUUCGGACUCUGUUGUUGAUCUUGAUUUUGCUUGCGAUGCCUCCACUGACUGUAAUGCAAACCUCCAAAAGCUUUGCAUAACCCGCGUGAUUCCCCAUUUAGGUAAGCCUCACACUGACGAGUUGCCCCCAAGGUCCGUGGGGCAACCUUGUAUGACAAAAGUGGACCCAGAUGACCUGUACGAGCUUUUGGAGGAUCGUGGCCUUGUCUGUGGGGGUCCAUUUCGUGCGAUCAAGACGUUGCGUCGGACGCUCAACCAUGCUAGCGUAUGCGCUUCGUGGCCCAAAGAUACAGCCUCACCAUCAGCACUGCUCGUCGCUUCCUUUGAAACUGCAUUUCAAUCCCUAAUGAUAGCAUCUAAUUCGCCCUUGGUACGAACAAACUGUUCAUUUUAUUUUCCUUUCAGAAUCAACCGCGUCGUCAUAAAUCAGGAUCUAGCCCAUCGAGUCUUAUGCGAUGAUCUUGAUCUGAACAUUGAUGCAUUUAUCAUAUCGUCUGACUCUUGUCAGAUUGAGGGUGACUUUUCAAUCUACGACUGCCACGGGAACUCGAUCGUUCAGGCAGAUGGCGUGCUCUUGAGGUGUGCGGAUGAGCAUAAAUCUUUAUGUAACAAAAGUCUUUUCUCUCGGAUUGCUUGGGAACGGGAUCCAUUUACAUGCUCUGAACUGAUUGAUAAGCACGAGCGCAAGGAUGAAGAAGAGGCUAUAGCUAUCGCUACAGAAAGAAUCGCUCUGUUCUACGCGCAAAGGUCAUUGUCGGAGAUUGACCCACGUGAAGUUGCGACAUUCAAGGCCCACCACCGUCUUCUGUACAAUGAACUUCACCAAGCAGUUCAAGCAAUCAAGAAAGAUCCUCAAAGCUCUUCGCUUAAGGUUGAAUGGCUUGGAGAUUGUGACACUAUCUUCAAGAGCCUGACAGAGAAGUUCUCGGGGAGGGUGGAGGUUGAUAUGCUACAAUCUGUCGGCUCAGGUUUAUCGUCGUUUUUGCGAGGGCACAAUACUCCGAGCCUGGACCAGCACCGCCUCAACCAGUUGUUUCUGGAGGGUUCCGCUUUUAGCUCAGCGCACGGACAGCUUUGUGAUAUCGUCAAGCGUAUUGUGCACAAGCAUCCUCACAUGCAUAUACUUGAGCUUAGCGCAGAGAGUCGCCCGAUGAGUAUGGUCUCGAAGGCUCUGGGUGAUGCAUUUGCUUCCUAUUGCUAUACGUACAACUCUCAAGAGCUCGUUAAUGCAGCAAAAAUUGCCUGCAGUGAUUGCACGGACAAAAUAUCAUUCAAGAUUGCAGACUACAAAGCGGACCUUAUUCACCAAGGUUUUGGUAGCGCUAGCUAUGACCUAGUGAUCACGACUCUUUUGCAUCUUGCAAAUCCGGACACAAAACCAUCUUUGCAAGAAAUUAGGCGCCUCUUGAAGCCCGGGGGCUACCUUAUUCUCAUGGAGAUAACAGGCCAGAUGGUGAUGUCCCUGCUCAUUUGUAUGGGCAUUUUCCCUGAGUGGUGGCGUGGCAAUGAGUCGAGGCAGCUAAGCUGGAACGGCGUUUCGCCAAUGGAGAUCGACAGCCAGUUGCGCUCUACAGGAUUCUCGGGCAUCGAUACUGUGACCCACGAUGUGCCAGACAGUGAAGCAAGCUAUCUUUCCGUCGUGGUCUCCCAAGCUGUGAACACUACUAUGGACAUGCUUCGUGAUCCAAUCAGGUUCAAAGAUCGUUUGCCUCUGCCGGAGAAAGUAAUGCUCGUAGGAGGUAAGACUUGGGUAGGAUCACGCUUGAUUGGGGGUUUGACGCGAGAGUUCGCGCAGUUGGGUGUGGCUGUUGGUCUUAUGGAAGACAUCCAUGAUUUUGAUCCAGUCACUAUGGAAGAUGGCCUACCGGUCAUUUCUGUAACCGAGGUCGAGAAGACGUUAUCUCUCAGUCAGGUAACGCAUAGAAGAUUGAUGUCAGUGCACCGAAUGUUCGAGCGGUCAAGAUCCGUACUUUGGUUGUCAUCCGCCUUCCACAGUGGUCCCUCUUUUCACAAUAUCACUCUCGGUUUAGGUAGAGUGGUAAUGGCUCAAUAUCCAGAUGCUCGACUGCAAUUCUUGGCAAUCACCGAGCCGGGUGCGCUCAACCUGAAUGUGGUCCUCGAGUCCUUCCUGCGCCUUUGGUGGUCUCGCCUUCCACUAUUUGCUAGAAAGAAGAUGCUAUGGACACAUGAGCCAGAGGUUCGCUUCGACGGCUGCAGUUAUUUCAUUCCACGUUUGGUUCAGGACGGGGAAAGAGACAAAAGACACAGAAACAAGCUAUUGAAUCUCACUGAGGAUGUUUAUACUGAUCAACGGUUCCUCAAACUCUCCUCUCGAGGCACCGAGACGAUUACUAUCAAGAUGCAAUAUUCAAUCCCACUCUCGCCACACGGCUGCAAAAGACUAUUCAUCUGGCUGGGAGCCACUCAGGACAAAAAUUCAACAGUUAUGGGCAUUGGAGAGCACAACUCGUCAGUCCUUCGGGUUAGGCCAGAUGAGGUUUAUGUUGUGGAUAUGAGAGAUGAAAUUACACCGGUGGCUCUACUGGCUAUAUCCAGCUUCCUCAUUGCUGAUCUCAUUGCAUCAGCCCUUCAACAUCCAGGCUCCAUUUUAUUCUACGAGCCCAACGAAAUCUUGGCCGCCGCGCUUCACACAAGUACGCGCUGGCGAAGACGAGAGGUCUACUUUGUGACAUCCACCAGACAAGAUAAGGUGCGGAGCAGAUGGAUCGGGUUGCAUCCUCAAGCGACCCGCCGGAUGAUUCAGCAAGCCCUGCCGACAGGUGUCUCAUACCUCGUUGAUUUGGCCACAGGCUGGAGUGGCACCCUUAGAUCAAACAUUCAUAGCAUUUAUAGCAAUGUCUUGCUAGGUUCGAUGUGGAUCGCGGGCGUGAAGUCUGCUGAGUCCAGGGAACUCAUCACUCGAGCUUACGCGGAAGCGAAAGCACAUCCCUUGAACCUGUCUUCUUUUGCUCAGCGCACAUACGCGUUGAAUGAGGUUGUCAACAUGCCGGAGUCUGUCUAUAGCCACCCAACUAUCAUCGACUGGACUAAACCGACCAAGGUUUCCAUUCCGGCCGAGGGUCCCUGUUCGCCUGACUUUUUCUCUCCGAAGAAAAGUUACCUCAUGGUUGAAAUGACAGCCCCACUGGGGCUGUCUUUAAUCUCCUGGAUGGCACGACACGGAGCCAGAAACUUUGUCCUCACAAGCAGGAACGGUCAAGUAGAUCAGCAGUGGGUCGAAAGCAUCUCCAAAGUUGGGAUUUGCGUCAAAUCGAUGGCGAUGAACGUGUCUCGGAGAGAGUCUGUGUCGUUGGUUUACGACAAAAUUAGCGCCACCAUGCCCCAAAUUGGCGGAGUCGCUUACGGAGCAAUGAGUAUCUCUGCUCAAGUAUUCGAGGAUGAGGCCGUUGACGAUCUCGACAUUGCUUUUGAUAUGAAGAUCAAAGGAUCAAGCUGCCUCGAUCAGCUCUUCUCUAAGCGUACCCUGGACUUCUUCGUUCUGUUUUCAUCGUUAGGGGCUGUAAAGGGCAUCCCUGAGCAACCUUACCAGAAUGCGGCCACACGCUUUAUGUGUGACCUAGUGCAGAACCGUCGGGCCAAGGGCUUAGCAGCAUCAAUCAUCCAGAUGGGCAUGGUUGUUGAUGUGGGAGUCUGUGCUGGCCAGACUAGACGCAAGCUCGAUCACCUGAUCAACCAGGGUUAUUCAGCCUUGUCGGAGAGAGAUAUUCACCAUGCCUUUGCAGAGGCCGUGACGGCUUCCGACGCGAAGUGGAAAGAUGGCGCAGAGAUCAUUAUCGGUUUCUCAUCGGCCAUGCGACGAUGCGACGAUCAGGAUGUUCCGCCAUGGUGUUCGAAUCCAAUUCUCUCCCAUUUUACCUCGAGGGAGAUGAUCCAGGAGAAGCAGAAAGAGCCAGUUGCCGUAGACGUCACGAUCAAAGAAAAACUCGUAGAGGCCAAAUGCGGUGAAGAAGCUCGUGAUUUGCUCUUGAGUUACUUAUCCGGGCGAUUACAGUCCGUGCUCCAGCUCGACGCGGAAAGCAUGCGUACAGAUGUUCCACUCCUCGAUCUUGGGUGCGACUCGUUGGUAGCCGUUGAGAUUGGUAGUUGGCUUGAGAAGGAAGUCGGAGUUGAGAUACCAGCUAUUGAUGUGUUGUACAAUACCGCGGUUGCGGUCUGUACAGAUGUUGUUGCACUACUCCUAGGGCAGAAGUUGGGAGACCAUCAGAAUCAUCAGUCUAUACAAACUGCGGCAACCACCAUGACGGCCUCCGACCGAUGCCUUAGCAGCCGAGAUCGCGUCAGCUCGGCGACUUCAGAAAGCUCAACCGCCGCAUGUUCUACAUCAAAAACAGAGUCUAGCCUUGUUCUCACUCGAGGCUUUACACGCGUCGAGCUCAUGUCUCCAUAUCAGUCCCUGAUCUGGUUUGCAGGACAUUAUAUGAAAGACCCGACGCAAUAUAAUGUCGUGAUAUCCUACAAAGUCGAGGGCUCCUUUCAGUUUGAAAGAUUCCAACAAGCGCUAGAGCAGGCUGUUGCAAGGCACGAAUCCCUACGCACGGCAUUCUUUAUGGACCAUGUUAGCGGCGAGCUCGUGCAAGGGGCUCUGAAAAGAGCGAGGCCCUUCUUUUAUCAUGUAAAGACAUCGGAUCCGGAAACCGUCUCCGAAGAAUUCAAAAAGGCGGCGCUUUAUAACUGGUUGUUGGAGGAAGGAGAGACCUUCCGAGUCACCGUGGUGUCAGUAGAACCCGGACGUCACACUGUGAUAUUCAGCUACCAUCAUAUUAUCAUGGAUGGGGUCGGCUGGUCCACCUUCCUCAGAGAAGUCAAAGGUUUUUACGAGAUGAGGCCCCCUACUUUCAAUGCCACACAGUACAUGGACUACUCCGUAAUGCAGAAUCAGGCUAUUCAGAGUGGUGCUUUCACCAAGGACAUGGAGUACUGGAAGCGGAGACUCUCACCUUUGCCGGAUGUGAUGCCUCUACUUGGGCUUGCCAAGGUGAAAUACAGAACCGCCACGGACAACUACAAAGCGCACACGACUACGCGUACAAUCGGCCGAGAGCUUGCCGAAAGAGUUCGCAACUCGAGUCAAAGACUUCGAGGCACGGGAUUCCAUUUCUACUUGGCAACGCUCCAAAUUCUCUUUGCGAAGCUACUGAAUAUAGAGAAUAUGUGCAUCGGCAUGAGCGAUGCGAAUCGAAAACAUGAGCAGUACCUCAACACGGUUGGCUACUUUGUCAAUCUGUUACCUCUACAGUUCCGAAUUGUGCAGGGCGAUAGCUUUGCUAGUGUGUUCAAGCGAACAUCACGCGAUGUUCUCUUAGCGUUGUCGCACUCGUCGAUGCCCUCGAAUCUCGUCGUUGAUCACCUAGACAUCCCACGAACCUCGACGCACACGCCACUUUUCCAGGUCGCCAUCAACUAUAGGGUAGGGGAGAUUACUGAGAUGUCUGUGGAGGAUUUCAAAUUGACCUACGAGCGCAGCGUCAUGGGGAACGCACCGUACGACAUGUCCUUUCACAUCACCCCUACCGCGCUCGGCGCCUGCAUCUUAGAUGUCACCUGUCGAGAUUACCUCUACAGUCCCGAGGCUGCAGGGCAGGUCUUGGACAUGUAUAUCAACCUGCUAGGUGAGUUUGCAUCAAACUCUUCCCUCUCAGUACAGCAGUGCGCCCUGUUCUCGAGCGAUAGCGAUGAAACACAUUUGUCCGUACGCCGGGGCACGCGGAUCCGUCAUCGAUGGCCGGAGACUUUGUCGGCACGGUUCCGCACAAUUUUAGACAGCUGUCCCGGGAGGACCGCAGUCAUUGAGGAAAAUGGAAGAUACACCUACUCUUCCUUAGGCGCGCGCAUGGGCUCCAUAGCGAACGCUCUCACUGAGAGGAAAAUCGCUCCCGGGAUGAAGGUCGCGGUUCUCUGUCAGCCAUCCCUGGACUCGGUGGCGAGCCUGCUAGCGAUUCUCCUCAUCAACGCUGUCUAUGUGCCUCUCGAUCUCAGUAGCCCAAUCUCGAGACAUAGCGCCAUUAUAGAAGCCUCGGGCGCAAAAGUGAUACUCUGCUCGACCACGACGCUCGAGUCCGCCUCCGCCCUUGGGGUGGCGACUAUCAUCAAUGCGUCCGCGGCACCGGAGCACUCGGGCCCGACGACAGAUAUCAGCCGUGAUGGUACGUCUCCGUCGGUCCUACUGUAUACCAGCGGCUCCACAGGUAAACCCAAAGGUGUUUUGCUCUCCCAAGUUGGCUUUAUAAAUUACCUUGCGGCAAAGGCCGAGGAACUGCACUUGGACAAUCAUGUCGUCGUCUUGCAGCAGAGCUCUGUGGGAUUUGACAUGGGGCUUGCGCAGACACUCAAUGCAAUCAUGAAUGGAGGGAAGCUCGUUGUCGUCCCACAGGCGGCGCGAGGGGACCCUAUCGAGAUUGCCAACUUGAUCCGGCGGGAGAAGGUGACAUUCACCCUUGCCACGCCGUCCGAGUACAUGGUUAUUCUCCAGCACGGACGCAAGUAUCUCGAAGACUACACACUGUGGCGCCACGCCUGCCUCGGCGGCGAACCAUUUACAGACCAACUGAAGCGAGAGUUAGUGCAACUGGGCCACCGAUGCCCCGUUGUUCAGGAUUCUUACGGUGUAACGGAAAUCUCUGCUUGCACGACUUUCGAGACCAUGAACGUGUCUCAGCUCGAAGAAGCACGCAGCGUUGGGAAGCCCAUCCCCAACACUUCUGUAUAUAUCUUAGACGAUAACGACAAUCUAGUGGGAGUUGGUGUGCCUGGCGAGAUAUGCAUAGGGGGCGCUGGAGUAGCCCUCGGGUACUUGGACGAGGAGCAGACGCGGCUGAAGUUUGUCGAGGAUCGGUUUGCGACCGAAGAUGAUAUUGCUCGGGGGUGGACUCGCAUGUACCAUACGGGCGACAAAGGACGCAUGCUUCAAGAUGGCUCGCUUAUCCUUCUGGGUCGGAUGGACGGAAACACGGAGAUUAAACUCCGUGGUCUUCGAAUUGACCUGGACGACGUGGGAGCUACAUUGGUGAAUUGCUCUUUGGGCUUGAUCUCGGCUGCUGUUGUUUGUGUCAAGGGCGAUGGCGAUUCCAAAUACCUCGUGGCUUAUGUUGCGAUUGCCCCCGGCCGCACGAGUACCGAGUCCGAGCUCCGACGUCUUGCGACUAGUCUUCCCCUGCCAAAAUACAUGUGCCCUGCGUUGGUCGUGCGCCUAGACAACUUACCACGGACUGCGAAUGGUAAGGUCGAUCGAAAAGCAAUCGAGGCUUUGCCGGCUUUGAGCGCAAAUGUACCAUCGCAGGAGAACAGGCGUCUGACCUUGGGAGAGGGCGAGCUCAAGCUCCUUUGGAUGGGGAUCCUCCCCAACAAACCUCCGAUCCAGCCCGAGUCGGACUUUUUCAUGCUCGGAGGGAAUUCUCUACUCCUGAUCAAGCUUCAAGGUGCGGUUCGCACUUCGAUCGGAGUUCACAUCACACUUCGUGAGCUGUAUGCAGCAAGUACUCUAUCCAGCAUGGCGCUUAAGGUUGCCUCACGUAAGGCCGAGACCCCAACGGCAACAAUCAACUGGUACGAGGAGACGGCUGUCCCGGAAGGAAUACUCCAAGAGACAAACUCGCGCUCGGAGCUGCGCCGCUCCAGAGAAUCAGCAGGCAUUGAGAUCAUUCUGACAGGGGCAACUGGAUUUCUUGGAAGGGCAAUCCUACGCGCCCUGCUUCAGAAGUCCGAAGUCAACAAAAUUCACUGCCUUGCUGUGGAGAAGGGACAGGAUGAUGUGCUCCCGUCUAGUAGUAGUGUUGGGGUCUACUACGGCAGCCUCCUCGAUCCCACUCUGGGACUAUCCACCGCCGAGUCGGACACACUGCAAUCGUGUGUCGAUGUGAUUAUCCACGCGGGGGCGCAUGGACACUGUCUUAACACCUAUAGCUCCCUCCGAACGCCUAACCUGAGGUCCACGCACUUCCUCGCGGGAUUUGCGUGUCGAGCCCAAAUCCCCUUGCACUACAUCUCCUCCUCGCGUGUGAUCCUUCAAUCAGGCCAGACAUCUCUGGGCCCUAUCUCCGUCGCGUCCCACCCGCCGCUCGCCAGCGGUUCCGAGGGAUUCACGGCUACGAAAUGGGCGAGCGAGGCGUUCCUGGAGCAUCUCGCCGACCGAACCGGAUUGUCCGUCUACAUCCACCGGCCAUGCACCCCGAUCGGCGACAACGCACCAGAUCAAGACGCACUCAAUUCCUUGCUUCACUUUUCGGACCGUCUCAGCGCCACUCCCCGACUAACCAACAUGGGCGGGUUCCUCGACUUCCAGAAAGUUGAGGUCAUUUCCGAGAGAAUUGCCUCGGAUGUGACGUCAUCGGUAUCGGACAGCACAUCGCCUUCUUCAUCCUCCUCGUCGUCGUCCGUCGUCCAGUUCCGCCAUCAUUCCGGGAAUGUCAGAGUUCCUGUCAAGAGCUUCAAGGAGUACAUGGAGAAAGUCCACGGUCGCCCGUUCGCGGAGCUGGGGCUGCCAGAAUGGUCGGCCAAGGCGAUGGAGUUGGGGAUGGAGCCGUUGAUUCCGGCCUUGUUGGAGGCGGUGGCUGAGAGCUCGGAGACGAUGUAUUUCCCUUACCUUGGGGAGGAAUGUGAGGGGUAG